Exophiala mesophila is the source of this 2059-nucleotide messenger RNA. RefSeq lists its product as uncharacterized. Gene Ontology annotation, biological process: lipid biosynthetic process. Gene Ontology annotation, molecular function: oxidoreductase activity; iron ion binding. The record is from RefSeq and is a predicted model, not a curated record. The transcript has a single exon. Lineage: Eukaryota; Fungi; Ascomycota; Eurotiomycetes; Chaetothyriales; Herpotrichiellaceae. The coding region runs from base 473 to 1807 and encodes 444 amino acids.
UGUGGUGCUCUGCUCGCUCCUUGCCCUCCUCGGCCGAGUUGGCACAGGCACAGCGCGACAUCCUGGCACUGAACUCACAUUCAUCACUCAACUCCACGCCCAGUAGUGGCAAAUUCACGCAUUCUACUCAUCGCCCUUCCUCAUCAUCUCCAGCAAAUCCAUUUCAACACCCUCUCCUUCAUCUUCUCUCUCCCCCACAGUCUUUUACUCUCUUUUCCAUUCCAACUAUACAACUGCUCUUUCUCAUUUGUGUCGACUCCCCCAGUUUCUUCCCCUUAUCAGCAUCCUUUCUGCAGGACCCUGCGUCGCAAACUCUUGCCCCCAGUCAUUUGCUGCGUCUGUCACCUCAUCAACAUCCGGAGCCUCCGAACCUUUCCACAUUACUCUCAACCAGCCCUCUUAUUGUCGCAACUUCUGUCUAGUUCAACAACCUCCUCUGAUCUCCUUCGGGUCCAUAGUGCAUGGUUUCACAAUGGCGAAUAUCACCACCACUCAGAGCCAGAGCUUGCCGCAGCUGCCUUCAUACACCCUGUCACCACGACCUGAUUUGAUCUCUGGAAUUCCAGAUCCUGUUCUGCAACUGCUCGCCCCUAUUAUUGCCUACUGGGUCGUCUCGCUUUUCUUCCACCUUCUCGACACAUACGAUCUGUUCCCCCAGUACAGACUACACACGCCAGCCGAAAUCCUCAAGCGAAAUCAUGUCACCAGAUACGAAGUUGUAAGAGAUGUCCUCAUUCAACAAUUGAUUCAAACUGUCUUCGGCCUCGGCCUCGCUUAUUUUGAUCCCGUUGAAACUGUUGGUAAAGAAGAAUACGACAUUGCGGUCUGGGCACAACGUCUUCGAACCAUGCGCGUUUCCCUUCCUACCUUUAUUGCCCUCUUGGGCGUAGACUCAGUUGCUCUGGGAAGCAAGCUUGCCUCCAAUUACCCCCAGCUGUCAGUCAUUGUAUCAGGAGGCCCAUUCCCAACUCAAGCCUUUACUCCCUGGGAGCAUCUUGUGGCAAAAGUCAUCUAUUGGGCCGUGAUUCCUUUUGUGCAGUUCGUCAUUGCCAUCCUUAUUGUCGACACCUGGCAAUACUUUCUGCACCGUGGAAUGCACAUGAACAAGUUUCUGUACACCACCCUUCACUCUCGCCAUCAUCGACUCUACGUGCCCUACGCAUUCGGGGCCCUAUACAAUCAUCCUCUGGAAGGAUUCAUGUUGGACACGCUGGGUACUGGCCUCGCCUAUCUUGUAACUGGAAUGACUGUUCGUCAAGGCAUGUGGUUCUUCACUUGCUCCACAAUCAAGACUGUGGACGAUCACUGCGGCUAUGAAUUUCCCUGGGAUCCCCUUCAACGAAUUACUUCCAACAAUGCUGCCUAUCAUGAUAUUCACCACCAAAGUUGGGGCAUCAAAACAAACUUCUCCCAGCCAUUCUUCACCUUCUGGGACCGUUUUUUGAACACAGCUUGGGCUGGUGGGGAUGUUUCGGCCCGGUAUCAGCGCGACCGACAAGCUGCACAAAGGAAAGUCGAUGCAGAUGCCGCAGCUUCGUCUUCAAUGAUCAGCUCAAUGCCCAUUGAAGCAACCAAAGCGAGACAGCAGGCUGUUGCAAGUCAAAGGCAGGUCCUAGAUGACAAAGAAAAUGGCGGAAUAAGGGUCAUCAAGGAGGAGAUUCUUGAAGAGCAAGAAGUUAAACAGACCCCAAGGAGGAGUUCCAGGAGGAAGCCAAGUGGGUUUGACCCCAAAUCCAUCUCUGACAGAGUGUCUGGCAGCCUUCAUGGUAGAAGUCAUGCCAUCCUCCAUGCUGAUGGGGCACAUUGACCGACCAGGGCUUCAAACCUCAGUUCCCUCGGUCAAUCCACCGCAUCAUGACCAAUAAAAGAUAUCACGUGCUAUAUCCUCGACUUUUCUAUCCAGGCGAAACGGCCAUCAUACAAGCGUUUGGUAUUAUGAGGCUCAGCAAAGGCUUAUGUGCCUUAUCAGUGAAUUAAUGUGUAUAAAUAGGAAAGGGCAGGCACCAAGACGACAAGUUUUAAUUAGUUAAUUGCAUACGAUUUUCUUAUACCCGUCGAA